This is a messenger RNA of Apus apus (common swift), 5444 nucleotides long. Its product is annotated as desmocollin-1-like. The transcript has 15 exons. Gene Ontology annotation, molecular function: calcium ion binding. Gene Ontology annotation, cellular component: plasma membrane; desmosome. Bases 265 to 2607 code for a protein of 780 amino acids. NCBI's taxonomy places the organism in Eukaryota, Metazoa, Chordata, Aves, Apodiformes, Apodidae. The record is from RefSeq and is a predicted model, not a curated record. Gene Ontology annotation, biological process: homophilic cell-cell adhesion.
AGUUUGUGCUGUGAAGCUUGCAAGAAAGUAAUUUUUCAUGUUCCUUCUGAACUAGAGGCUGACACCUUAGUUGGCAGAGUUGAUUUGAAAGAAUGCCUUGAGUCUGCAGAGUUUAUCAGUUCCAGUGAUGGGAACUUCAAAAUUCUAGAGGAUGGUUCUGUGUACACAACAUCUGCUGUUUCUUUGUCUGCUGAGAAAAAUACUUUUACCAUAUUACUUAAAGACAGUCAAGAAUAUGUACAAAAGAAAAUACAUGUUAGCUUGAUGGAAAAAGAGAGAAAGACUCGGACACAGAAGACCAGGCAUGCUAGAGAUACAGUUCUCAAGAGAACCAAAAGAAGGUGGGGCCCUAUUCCCUCCGUUAUGAUAGAGAACUCACUGGGACCUUUUCCACUACAAAUACAGCAGGUUCAGUCAGACACAGCUCAGAACUACACUAUUUAUUAUUCCGCAAGUGGACCAGGAAUUGAUCAAGAUCCAAAGGGUUUGUUUUACAUAGAAAGAGAAACUGGAAAUAUCUUCGCUACUCGUGCAGUAGACCGUGAACAGUACCCAAGCUUUCAGAUAAUUUGCUUUGCAACCACUCCCGAUGGUUAUUCACCAGAGGUACCACUUGUGCAUACAAUCAGGAUAGAGGAUGAUAAUGAUAAUGCUCCGUAUUUUACACAGGACCUUUUUGAGUUUUCUGUCCCUGAAAACUCCAAACCUGGUGUAGUUGUUGGAAAAUUGACUGCAGAGGACAGAGAUGAGCCUUACACUCUGCAUACUACAUUGAAGUACCGCAUUGUGUCACAGAAUCCACCAGUAACCCCAGCAUUUUCUUUACACGGUGACACAGGUGUCAUUGCUGUCUUGUUACCGCAGCUGGACAGAGAGCUGGUACCGAGUUACACUUUGUUAGUUGAAGUGAGAGAUAUGGCAGGUCAGCCAUUUGGUUUGUGCAGUACGGGAACAGCUGUCAUUAGAAUUCAAGAUACAAAUGACAAUGCACCAUCCUUCAAACAGACACAAUAUGAAGCGCGAGUUGAGGAAAACAGAGUGAAUGUAGAAAUACUCAGAGUCUCUGUUGUUGAUCUUGAUGAACCUGGUUCACCUGGCUCAGGAGCAGUGUAUGAAAUUAUAAGAGGAAAUGACGAUCGGGCCUUUGAAAUUACAACAGAUAAAAACACAAAUGAAGGAAUACUGUGUGUUGUUAAGGGACUGGACUAUGAAAGUGCCAAGCAAAGGGUCCUUGUGAUUGCAGUCAACAACGAAGCACCCUACAUGCUGGCACCACAUUCCCAACAACUUUCCCAGAGCACCAGCUCUGUUACAGUGCAUGUCAUGGAUGUGGACGAGGGGCCAGUGUUUAAACCCUGUCUCUUACGCCUAGACGUUAAAGAAUGUGAGGAUAUUGGGAAGAGUAUUGGGAGAUACGUAGCAGAAGAUCCGGAAACUGGGAAUAGUGAAGGCAUAUGCUACCGGAUACCACCUGGCCAAUGUAAUUGGAUCAAUAUAGAUGAAAAAUCAGGUGAAGUCAGAACUGCUAAAGUCUUGGACCGAGAUAUAGGAGAAAUGAGACGAGGUCAAUGCAACAUCACAGUCCUUGCCAUAGACAGAAAUGGCAAAACAGGCACUGGAACAAUUCAGGUUUUCAUCCAUCCUGGGAACAAGAAUUACCCACGAAUCACUACAACUGAAUAUAUAAUGUGCAGAGACAGAAAACCAAUCUGCCUUACUGCACAGGAUGACGAUGAGUCGCCUUACAGCACACCCUUCACGUAUCGCAUAACUGACCGUGAAUUGGCUUCCAUGUGGAAGAUAACUCGACACAACGAUAAUUCUGUAUAUCUUUCACCAAAGGGUGAUGUUCCAUUUGGAACAUACAGAAUUCCCGUAAGUGUGAUUGAUAAUGGAGGAAAGGCAGGCGAGAACUACGUAAACGUGAACGUCUGUGACUGCCUUACUCCCACCGAAUGCGACGGCGAGAGCCGUCAGCUCGCCGGUGGGAAUGUUACUCUUGGCAUAUGGGCCAUCCUGGCAAUGAUCUUAGGGUCGCUGUUACUGCUGCUAAUCCUGAUCACAAUUUGUGGCUGUUGUGGUGCUGGGGUAAUGCACAGGCAGGUGACUGAUGAUUGUGCCAAUCACAAUUUAAUAAUUUCAAAUACAGAGGCUCCAGGAGAAGAAGUGAUGGAUCAAAAUAUAAUUCCUCUACAAACUACAAAUGAUCAAGGAGGAUAUGUAAUAAAAACAGGAGAUCAGCAAACAUGUGAAAUGGUAAAAGGAAGAGGGCAUACCUUGGAAUCAGUCAAGGGAGGCGGACAUCAGACUCUGGGAUCAGUUAAAGAAGGAGGAGGACAGACUGUGAUGGAUACGUGUAGAUACUCCUACUCAGAAUGGCAUAAUUUCACACAUCCUCGUUUAGGUGAAAAGGUGCACCUAUGCAGACAGGAUGAAGAACAGAAGCAUUCUGAAGAUUAUCUCCUUUCAUAUAACUAUGAAGGAAAAGGAUCCUUGGCUGGUUCUGUAGGCUGCUGCAGUGAUCAGCAUGAGGAAGAGGCACUUGACUUCUUAGAUCAGCUGGAGCCCAAGUUUAGGACAUUAGCAGAAACAUGCAUAAAAAGAUAAAUGUGCCUUUCAUACUGCUGAAAAAACACCCUGUAAAUAAGUGGCUGUCAUACUGUUGUGGUAUUAGGUGUUUUGGAAUUGAGAUGGGGAGAGGUUUGUCAAAACUAACAUAGACUGGUAAGAGUGUAAGUAACUCUUUAAAUUUACAACAUUUUUAAAUCUCUGCUAGACACAUUCCAUCAAAAGUAAGUGGUUCAAAAUACUUUUUCUCUAGACUAUGUUAAUAUAGUAAUGCUAGUUUCUAUUUAGAUUAUAUUUCCUAUUCUUUGUGAUUACUUAAAAUGCAAAAAGUUGGUGUUUUCCUUUUAAUUAAUUACUCUGCUUUAAAAAUUUAUUGUAUUUGGCUUUGGAUAAGGAAAGCUUGUUAACUCACUGUUUCUUUGUUCUCUUUCAAUUCUGUAGAAAUUAACCACAAAACAUUACUGGUGGGUAUCAAGUACCUUGUUAAUUUUUAACUUAUAUGAACUGAGAUACAAAAUGCUUCUUCAUUUUUCACAUAAAAAUACUGGUGAAUACAUUAGAAAGCUUUAUAUUUUGAUUGAAAAUUAAAUAUAUAUAUAUAUUGUAUAUAUGUAAAAUAAUAUUCAAAAAUAUAUUUUUCUCCUAAUGGGUUACCACCCAUCAAGCUUGCUAUCCUAAGGGAUUUGUGGCAUCACCACAUAGGGUAUCAGCAUUGUAUGCGAGUAUAUAUUUUUAUUUUAGGGAAAUAAAAGAUGAAAAAAUAAAUCAGGAAAUAGGUGUAACUAUCCUACUCAAAUGAAUGCGAGACAAAUCUAAUGUUUACUUGACAUGUUUGUACCUCAGUUUCUUGUGAGUUUUAACAUAGUAUCAUUGGAGAAAUUAUGAACAUUGCCAAGAGUUUUCUCCAGUGUAGCUACCACUUGCUUUUUUAACUGGCCCCAUUACAGACUUCAUUAAACUGUUUCUUUCUGUUAGUAGAACUUGACAGAAGAUACAGCUCAAAUGGACUGAGCAUACACUGCAUUGAUAGAAUGUUUUAAAGAUAGCUGUAUUUGAGAUGCAAAAUUGCACUGGGAUAAACUGUUUUGAGUCUGUUAUGUGGUGGUUGUAGAGGUAAGCAUCAGAUUGGUGUCAGAAAUCACCUGAAUCCCAUUUGUUAUUUUACUAGAUUAAGCGAUACUAUACACUAUAUAUAUACACACAUAAUUCUGAAAUACCUUUGGCAGAUGACACUAACGAGACCUGAAUAGCCAUAAGCUAUUUCUGGAAUUCAUCCUCUGCUUCCCAGGUUUUAUGUUUUUAGUAUUUGCACUCCUGGUUAAGUAAUCUGUCCUCUGCACUCCAGGAAUUCUCUUGUGCCUUAAAGUAGUGUCUUCCUGCUUACGAGAAACUUGUGCAAUUACUUACUGCUGUUGGUAAAAUCCUGCUUUUAGGAUUUGCUCUGUAAACAUAGGCCUUAGGGAAAUAUUUUUUUUUUUUAUUUACUAUAGCUAAUGAUCUGUAAAAGGAAUUGCUAGUAACAACAAAGAGUCACAGUGCACAGCUGCUGAUGACUUCCAGUGGCUGCAGUUCAUUCCACACAAAUUAUGUCUGUGAAAACCUGUAACAGUAUAAAACCUUAACCAAAGUUAUAAAAUAAGACUUUUAAAACCUUCUGUUUCACACUGUAAGUGGGCUUUGGAAUAUUUCUGAUAAGAGUGAGCUGUGGUUAAUAACUUCAUAGACUAAUCUUAAAUGUACUUUAGUCUUAUCAUUUGAAAGUGGUGAUGGAUUAAUCCUGAACUAGAUACAUUGCCAGUGGUAAGAGUGACAGUCACCAGCAGCAAAACACUUAGAUGAGAAGCAAGGUGUUAUGAAUUUACUUAAUUUAAAAAAUGUGCUAACACUACUCUUCUGAACAAUACUCUUCUUUAUCACUAACAUAAGUGAGUUUUGAUGUACACGGAGAGGCAGACCUAUGGCUGAUGUAAGUCAAGAUAGCUGCUGAUGCCAGUGAAGCUAUGCUGACUUCAUGCCAGUAGAUCUGUCCUUCAGUGGUUUCCUUGCUUCUUUGUGUCUUUAGUUAUUGGUUAUACACUUUGUAAGGUAAUGUUAAAUGUCUUCCCCCCCAUACCUUUUAAUGUUUGUUGGUUGUUGUUUUGUUUGUUUGUUUGUUUUUAAAGAAACAAAAAUCCUAUGGUUCAGAAGGACUUAGGAUAAAUAACAGGGUGCACUGUUUUGGAAAUUACUUCCGGGGUGGCAUAGAGAAACAUCUGGAAAUAUGGUUUCUUUCCUUAUAUAUAGUACUGUUAUAAAAGAAUAGACAAAAUUUGAGCUUUAAUUGAGCUGGCAUUGGGUAUUUUAAGUAGUAACUUUCCCCUCUGGAGUUAAAACAAGAACUUGCUGAAAUCAAAACAAUAUUUUGUAGUCUAAUUUACCUUUAAAUUGUUUUCUGUUUUUUUUUUCUUUUGCAUUUCAACAAACAGAUAAUUUGGUACUUGCAUUUUUUGUCCAUUUUUAAACAAAGCACAAAUUUGGAAUCACUUGUUUUUACCUUUUAAAAAUUGAAAGUUCUGAACUGAACCAUCUAUUUCUGUAAAACCAAGGGUUGAAAAGAAAUUGAGACACUUAAAAAUAUGAACUGUAAAACAUUAUUUUCUUCUAAAUGUGUGAAUGAAAACUUUGUGUAAAACACUUAAGGUUUACAGAUACUAAGUACUAAAUAACAUUUGUGUAAAGCUUACAAAUGCAGUAUUUCAAAAUGUAUAAUUCACUCAUUGUUACUGUCUUGAAUCACCUUAAAAGUUGUGAAAAUUUGUUCUCUUCAACUAGGUAAUUUGCAAGCUACCUAGUUGUGUCAACAUUAACAUCAUGUUUUAGGUAUGUUUUGUACAACA